Messenger RNA from Cottoperca gobio, 1047 nucleotides. It is a transcript of the gene mzt1, whose product is annotated as mitotic spindle organizing protein 1. Lineage: Eukaryota; Metazoa; Chordata; Actinopteri; Perciformes; Bovichtidae. Gene Ontology annotation, biological process: mitotic spindle assembly; microtubule nucleation by interphase microtubule organizing center; gamma-tubulin complex localization. Bases 276 to 497 code for a protein of 73 amino acids. Gene Ontology annotation, cellular component: spindle; gamma-tubulin ring complex; interphase microtubule organizing center. The record is from RefSeq and is a predicted model, not a curated record. The transcript has 3 exons.
UGGGAACCAAUCAACGACGAAAUGUCGUCACUUCCUUCACUUUCAUGAGUUAGCAUCAUAGCAGGCAAGGUAGCUAACUAGCUGCUAAUAUUGUCCCUUAAGAAUUGUGCGUGUCUCAUUUUUUGGGGAGAUCGUAUCUAAAAUGAAAACGAAACGUUCAACGUCUGGCUGAACACGUCUUGAAAACGUAAUCUGGUAUCGCGUCAGAGACCUCUUCUUCAAGCAUUAUUUGUUAGCCACCUGCUAGGUGUUGGCUAACUAUAUCAGUAUACACCAUGGCAAGUGCAGCAAAUACAAACCUAAACGCAGUCCGGGAGACAAUGGACGUGCUACUGGAGAUCUCCAGGCUGCUGAACACAGGUUUGGACAUAGAGUCUCUGUCCAUCUGUGUGAGACUGUGUGAGCAGGGCAUCAACCCAGAAGCUUUGUCUGCAGUUAUCAAAGAACUGCGUAAAGCUUCUGAAACACUCAAGGCUUCUGAAAACUGCGCUAACUGAAGUUGCAGCCUCAGUUUGAACUUAGACGGGAUCGUGCUCCGUUCCUGGAUCUGUACCUGCGACGGGCUCUCCAGCCACUCGGACUUGCCUGUGUGUUAGCGCUCUGUCCUCUGCGCCUCCUCGGUGACUAACUGCUCCUGUUCUGUGCUUUGACUUGUGUCUGAGUUUUUGUGUGAAGGUAUCAACCUCAAUCCUCUUCCGAAACACAAGUCUUCUCCGAUAUGAAGCCAUGCUCAGACGUUCUGCUUCAGAUUUGCUUGCAAGUUUCAUCUUCAGCCAUUUGUAAAGUGGAAGAUCAGAGUGGUAUUAGCAUUGACUUCCUGCCUUAAUUUAAGAGCAUACUUGUCAUUUCUGAUGGUCAACUUGUGUAGCUCUUUUCUUGAGGAAAUGUUUUAUGAUGUUUUGAAAUAUCUCAUUUGUUAUGAAUUUGUUUUUCAUUUGAUGUAAGCACAAUGCAUUUUUUCAACUUAAUCCUUUUUGCAUUUCCAUUGUCUGUUUAACCAUUAAUGAUGGAGCAAAGUCUAAAUUAAAAUGUUACAUCCAACGGCCA